AUGGAUUCCCGUUACACUUCCUCACGCUACACUGGGGGUCGCCCGCGAUCGCCCACCUUCAAUCCCGCUAGGGCUUCGCUUCCCACGAGCAUCGGCUACAGCUCCAUGUACGGAGGUGAUAUUCACGUCAUGCCCACGUCUACGUCUACGAGAUAUGCCUCCAAUGGUUCCGCUUCCUCAAGAGGUCAUCAUCACUCUCACUCGACUACUCCGACGACAACGACAACCUAUGCUGUCACCAAAGAUCCUCUGGCUCGUGGGACCAGUCUGAGAGGUGUGAGCCGCAACCAUCGCUCCUCCACUCUCGACUCGACCGCAGCUCGCCCUGUCAUUGUUACUACUACACAAAGGGCGCCGCAGACAAGCUCGUCGCACCACUCCUCCAGCAACAGACACUCCAGCCCGACCCGCGAUGAUUACCGCUCCAGCGAUUCGACAUUCUAUACCCAGCCCGCUUCUUCUAUACGUUCUCGCAGCCACCAUCGCGGCGGCUCUUACAGUGCAACGAUGGACAAUGAAGAGUUUACCCGCCUUCGCGAACGAACCGCCGAUCCUAGACACGAGACAUACCGCCCCUCGAGAUCAUCCACCAUGUACGCCAGUAAUCCUCGUCACAGCAACGCCCCGAUUGACUAUGGCGGUGACGGAUACGAAUACACCACUCCUAGCGACCUUGCUCGCUAUGACCUGGAUCACUCUCGCCCUCCCUCGAGGUCUCGCAGACGAGAGAGCAUCGAUCGUGGCUACUACCGCCCAAGCGUGAACGUGACCACGACAGACCCUGCCAGCCGUCCUUACAACGAGACGGGUCGUUACGAGAAGCGUGGUGGUCCUCCUCCAACGACGUGGGGUCUCGACAAGAUCAAUAGGACCACCUCCAACUCCUAUGACCCAGCUCAAGGCACGAUUCCGCCUGCUGUCCCUGCCGCCCCGGCUCACAUGCAGGUCCCCCCUAGUCCCCAGGAGAGGCGUUCUACGGGUGUUCCUUCGUCCAUGGAUGUGGCAGCUACCUCCCUCGCUGCGGGUACUGUGGCUGGUGCUUCAUCAUCCCGCCGACCCGUGUCUGUGUACCAGGAAGGCGCUGCUCCGCGGUCCAGCCAUCACGAGGACUACUACCGCAGCCGUGAGGACGACCGGCUCCAACGACAAACCAGAGAGGAACGCAAAUACGAGCCUGUCUACGGUAGCGGCGACUACUUCCACGAUGAGGGAGUAGUCACGCGUGGAUUCGGCAUCCGUACGGACUCGGCUCCGGUGGGCGGUGAUUUUGAUGACCGAAGAGACCCACGCAGAGAGAUUCGGAGUGAGUCCCGAAACGGAUAUCGAUCUGAGUCCCGCACCGGAUACCGGCCUGAGUCUCGCAGCGGACACCGCCCAGAGUCCCGGAGCGGCCACAGAACUUCUCCGGACGCAAAGAGAGGCUCCGAUGAUGAGAAGGAUCGCUCUAAGCGUGAAUCAGCACGACUGGAGCCCGAGAAAGACAGGCACACGAGACGAACCAGCACUGCCAAUGACGAUGAUGCUGAGCGUAAAAGAUUCCGCGACAAGGUCACCGCUGGGCUUGGACUUGCUGCUACAGCAAUUGGCCUUGGACAAGCAGUGAAUAAGGACGAUAAACCAGAAAAGCCCGAAAAGGACCCGAGGCGUCGCAGCGAAGAGGAUGACCUGGGGGGCCGCGCUGCCGAGAGAUACAAGCCUCGCGACGAGUCUCGAGACCCAAGGGAUCGCGCACCUGUAAUCGUCGAGACUCGCCGAACAUCGGCUGAUGCUGACCCAGAAUUCCGUGAGAGAGACCGUGACCGGAACCGGCGGGAUGCCGAGGCCAAACUCACCGGCGAUGCCCCACCGCGAGACGGGUCUCCUGAUGAUGAUGUCAAGAAGUUGAAGCGACCUGUUCGUCAGUCUAUCGGCUUCAACCCUACCGACGCGAAUGACAUUCGUGAGCUGAAGGAACAACUCGCAGCCAUGAAGGAUGACAAGCCAAAAGAGAAGGUUCCCGUUCUAGUUGAGAGGACGGACCGGUCAGAACGUACAGAACGUUCGGAUCGAUAUGAAGAGAGAUAUGAUAGGGCUGAUCAACAGACCUAUGCUGAUCUCCCGAUAAGAGAGUCAAAAGAUCGCACGCCCUCACCCAAGAAAGACUCGCUACCAAAGAGGGAAUCGCCUGUGUCUGUGCCUACAAGCGAGACAGCCAUCGUAUCAACCAGAGACGAAUCUCGGGGCCGUGACUCCGCGUCACCUCGUGCUGAGGAGAAGCAGGUACGCGUAGUUUCGCCGCCUCGUGACAAGUCCGACACCAAGCCUCUUAAGGGCAUCCUCAAAGCACCUAGCAAGUUCCCGGAGGAAGACAACCCGAUUCGUGAAGGUGUUGCUCCCCAUAAGGAUGAUAAGAAAUUGAAAGAAGUUCCCCCCGGGGCCCGAUGGACCAAGAUCAGCCGGAAGAUCGUCAACCCCGAGGCUUUGACUGUGGGCAAAGAACGGUUCGAAGUCCGCGACGACUUCGUAAUUGUGCUUCGAGUUCUCAGCAAAGAAGAAAUCCAAGCCUACGCUGCUGCUACGCAGGUCUUGAGAGAGAGGAGACGUGAAGAGGCCGGCAAAGACCGUGACCGCGACCGUGAUCGUGACCGCGAUCGUGACCGUGAACGGGACCGGGAACGGGACCGCGACUAUGACAGAGGACGUGAUCGGGACGCCGACGAGGAUGACAGGCGAAGGCACUACCGCCACCACCGGAGAGACGAUGGGGAGGACGACCGAUACGACGAGGAGCGCGACCGGGAGCGCUACCGCAGACAUCGACGGGAUGACGAUGGCGAUGACUACCACCACCACCGUCACCACAGAGACCGUGAACGCGAUCGGGACCAGUUGGCCAUUGAAGGAUAA
Molecule: messenger RNA, 2886 nt
Organism: Colletotrichum truncatum
Lineage: Eukaryota; Fungi; Ascomycota; Sordariomycetes; Glomerellales; Glomerellaceae
Product: zinc finger protein dhhc domain containing protein
Source: RefSeq, a predicted model, not a curated record